GAUUCAGCAGCUUUUAAAGCAGCAGCAAUCUACCAAUGAGGAUGCAUCGACCGAACAGUAUAUGUCUGACUACACAGUUUCUGUUUUUGAAUGUGAGAAUGGUACCCCAAAGAAUAUGCUCGACAAUGAUGAACAACAAAACAAACAAGAAUAUGAAACAAACGUUUCAGAGAUGGACAAUGAGUUUUUUUUGUAAAAAAUCAAGAAUCUUCAAGUACACUAGGUGAUAAGAAUAUAGCUGUUCCUGGAGUUUCUAAGUCAACAAGUUCUUCAUCAUCUUCAAGCAGCUGUUGUAGUAGGUGUUCUAGUAGGUCUUCCAGUAGUAGUAGCUCUUCUUCGUCCUCUGAAGAUUGUGAAGACAUAAUUAACGAUCAUAACUAUGUACCAAAGAGUGACGAAGAAUCAGAAGAGUGUGAUAAAGAAAACCACGAUGACGGUAAUAAUGAGCCUAAUCAAACCUUAUCAGCAAACCAAGACAUUCCUAUUCUUGUUACACCCCCAAAGAAAGGCAAGAAACGUCAACGGAAUACUGAAAACUGGAAGAGAAAUCUUACAAAAAAAAAUGAGAAAUUGUGGUGAAGCCUACCAAACUCAUUCAAAAAACAAAAAGAUGAGACAAAAAAGACAAGUAAGGUAUCCGUGCAAAGAUUGUAAACUCAAGUGUCCAUCUAAAUUUACCGAAGAGGAGGGAAUACAGAUUUUUUUAAGCUAUUGGUCACUCGGUGAAUUUCAAAAACAGAGAGAGUAUAUUAACAAACUGUUGGUACCAGUUGUACCCCAAUAUCGGUAUAUUCGUGUCGGAGGUACAAGAAAACCCAGAGACAAAAACAACGCAUACUAUUUUGUAAAAGAAGGUAAGUAGAUUCGAGUUUGCAAAGUAUUUUUUGUAAAUAUUUUGGACAUACCUGAUCGCAUAAUAAGAACUGUGCAAGAAAAACGGAAUAAAGUUUUAGAGGUCCUCCUUGAUUCGGACAAAUGUGGAAGACACGGAAACCAGAAAUCGCUAAAUCCAGAAAUUCGGGAAGAUAUUAGACAGCACAUAACAUCAAUCCCAAGAAUUGAAAGUUAUUACUCGCGCCAAUACAUCCCGAAUAUUUAUUGAUGGUAGCCGCUCAUUGGCAGAUAUUCAUAGAGACUAUAUUGAAAUCUGUAAACAAAGAAAUAGACCUUUUGCAAGUUACGCAAUUUUCCAUGAAGUUUUUGUCAAAGAAUUUAAUAUUUCUUUCUUUACACCCAAGAAAGACCUUUGCGAAACAUGCGUAUUUUCAUUAAAAUAUCUAAGCCAAAAUAUUUUAUUAAUGUUUCUUGAACUGUAUUUUUAUUUGUAGUUUUCUUAUUUUGUAACUUCUUGUUUUUAACAAGUUGACAUAUUAAAAUUAUUUGCCAAAAA
Molecule: messenger RNA, 1390 nt
Organism: Diabrotica virgifera virgifera (western corn rootworm)
Lineage: Eukaryota; Metazoa; Arthropoda; Insecta; Coleoptera; Chrysomelidae
Exons: 2
Coding region: 380-862 (160 amino acids)
Source: RefSeq, a predicted model, not a curated record